ACCGUCGCCAGUUUUCCCGCAGCUUUCGUGUUGUUCGUUCGUUCGUUCGCCGCCGGUUCUUUCACGCGUUCACCAAAAUACAAUAUUUUUUACGAAAGACUACGCGUGUUUUUUUUCAAUUUCUAUUUCUAUCGUGAUACCUAUAUAAUAUGCAUGUCCUAGCAAUUUUUUAACGACAUGUUUUGUACGUUGUCCGGCGGUAGUGUUUUGUGAUAUGCCCGAAAUUAAGUGAUGGAGACGGCCAUGAUGUUAUGCCGUAUCACUAUGGCGAUGCUGCUGUUGCUGCCGUUUCAUCGGAUGGCCAUCGCGGAUAAUUUAGCAUUAUUAACCGGGACGCUGAGGACAUAUCACAGGGUGGGCUGCGAGACCCAAUCGUUGGCGCUAACGUGCCCAACCGGAACGAUAAUUUCGGUGCAGUCAGCCCAGUACACGCCAGGUUCAUUAGCGUUACCUUGCUCCGACACCAGACUUGCCGCCAAUCUCAACAACAGCUGCAGCUGGCCUCAGGCCUUACAGUAUUCGCUGCUACAGUCUGUGGUAGAGGCGUGUCAGAAAAAACAGCAAUGCAGAGUUCAGCCAUCUGUGGGCAAAUACGAUCCUUGUCCAGGCCACCCAAAGUUCAUUCAAGUCGAUUAUAAAUGUCGACCAUUCGAGUUCAGGAGCAAAGUAGCAUGUGAAAAUGAGGUGGUCAACUUACAGUGCAAUCCGAAUUCGCGGUUAGCCAUGUUCUCGGCGAGCUACGGCCGAACAGAGUACGAGAGUAUUCAGUGUCCGCAACCACAAGGCGUUCCCGAAGAAACCUGCUUAGUGAGUUAUGCGACGGAGACCGUGAUGACUGUAUGCCACGGCAAAAGAAAUUGCAGACUGGCGGCGGAUGCUGCGACAUUUGGCAACCCUUGCAAACCAGCUUCCAGGAUGUACUUGAAAGUCGUCUACAACUGUGUGCCCAGGAGAGUGUUAAAAGAACAAUUCGAAGAGCCUGCUCAUUCCGAUGAACCAACUGUAAUGGAACUGGACUACUUUGACAACCCUGGUGUAGCCCCCGUACAACCAUUCGAAUCCUUAUCCCAUCCCGCCAACGACCCCAGGACUAGGUAUAACGAGUCGGCCACCGAUCCCGUUGGGCAUGAAAAUUCAUCUAGUUCGUCACUGGGUACGAUAUCUCGGCAUACGUAUCAACAGUCCACGUCGAAUCCGGUACAAAAUAUUACCACAAUCAAGACGGCUGAUCCGAAUACCGUCUUAGCUAACAUCGUUACUUUUGGUUACAUUUCUUACAAGAUUGUGUACAAAAAACAAGACAAGUUUUACUUAUACUUGGGCGGUGGAUUAAUUGGCGGCCUUUUGUCCAUAUUGUGUGUUGUGGCGGCCAAAUACGUCUGGCAGCGUUCCAGGAGACAUUUGGACAACAAACAUAAGUCCGAUAACACCAGCCAUGACAUGUCAAUCGACCCAAAUGCAUUUGGCGAUAACAUUAGCGAAGUAGACGCCGAUAUUGAUCUAACGGAUAUUACACAAUUUCCCAUCACCGUUAUACCCACACAACAGUUAUCGCCAAGCGAAGUGGUGAGAUAUGGAAACGAAGGUAUUGCGCCCAAAAGUCUGUGUAGGAAUGACAGCUCGCAAUAUUAUUAUGGAUGACAAAAUGGCGGCAAGGAGACGGUCAGCCGGCUGCCUUGCUCAUCCCAAACGCCAGCAAAUCCUGCCGCAUCAAGAAUGUAUUGUUUCUAAUGAACGGGAUCGUUGCUUGCCCAAGAAUGAGCUUAGCAAAACCCAACUAAAAGACUUUCGAAUUUACUUUAGUCUAUAACUUCUUUUAUUUAUGUGUAAUGUAUAUAUAUAUAUAUAAAUAAAUAUCUGCGUAUCAGUCGAA
Rhopalosiphum padi (bird cherry-oat aphid) is the source of this 1873-nucleotide messenger RNA. Its product is annotated as protein eva-1 homolog C. Gene Ontology annotation, molecular function: carbohydrate binding. NCBI's taxonomy places the organism in Eukaryota, Metazoa, Arthropoda, Insecta, Hemiptera, Aphididae. The record is from RefSeq and is a predicted model, not a curated record. The transcript has 9 exons. Bases 232 to 1641 code for a protein of 469 amino acids.